This is a messenger RNA of Saccoglossus kowalevskii, 1538 nucleotides long. RefSeq names its product E3 ubiquitin-protein ligase DTX4-like. Gene Ontology annotation, biological process: protein ubiquitination; Notch signaling pathway. Lineage: Eukaryota; Metazoa; Hemichordata; Enteropneusta; Harrimaniidae. Gene Ontology annotation, molecular function: zinc ion binding. The record is from RefSeq and is a predicted model, not a curated record.
GAUUGUCCAAUCUGUUUUGAAGAGUUAUGUUCCAAUUCUGGUUAUGAAGAAAAUAAAGCCAGCAGUGUUGUUUAUAAACUUGAUAAGUGUGGACAUGUAUUUCAUAAGAGUUGUCUGGCUGCAAUGUAUAACAGUGGACCAAAGGAUGGUAGUUUACAGUGUCCUACAUGCAAAGCAAUCUAUGGUGUAAAGCAUGGUAACCAGCCAGCUGGUAGUAUGGACUAUCAUGUUAUACCAUAUUCAUUACCAGGAUACAGAGAAUCAGAGACAAUUAGAAUUAUUUACAAUAUUCCACCAGGAACACAGGGUCCAGAACAUCCUCAUCCAGGUAAAAGAUACUCUGCUCGAGGAUUUCCACGUCAUUGUUAUCUACCAAAUAAUGAUGAAGGCAGAAAGGCCCUGCGUUUAUUGAUCAUUGCAUGGGACCGACGUCUUCUCUUCACCAUUGGAACAUCAGCCACUACCAGUGAACCCAACACUGUGACUUGGAAUGAAAUACACCACAAGACAGAAUUUGGAUCUAAUUUAACUGGUCAUGGUUAUCCAGAUCCCCAGUACUUGGAUAAUUUACUCAUGGAAUUAGGCACACAGGGAGUUACUGAGGCAGACUUAUAAAAAAACAUGUGUAACUGUUAUCUGCAAAUCAUACGUAAACACCAGGAACCUGUUCUUGGAGUAGUCAGUGUGGAAUUCCUGCAGCUUUUAUGGGACAUGUGUGUGGAAACUAGAAGUCACCCACUUCUAUGAAACAAAUAAUAAAGAAACCAUCUUGGCAACAUCGUGUGUGAUAAUGUAAAACAUUGUGCAAUUUUUUUUCGGCUCAUUUGCAUAACUGCUGAUAAUAGCAGUUUGUAUCAUGCAUGGUACCAUCUAUAGACAGUAAAUUGAAAACUAUUACGGCGUAAUAAUGUAGACAAAUAUAGCAUUUCAUUUAAUGUUAUCUGAGUUUUUAGAUAUACAGAAUUUUAAUUCUACGUAUUUCAUCAGCCACUGUGUCAAUGUUUGUUUCAAAUUGAUAUUAACAUCCUAUCAUUAUUCUAUGAACCAGAGGUUUAAUCACUGCAAGACGAUUUGUUACUUCUAUGAAACAUUAAAGGAGAGAUAGCCUAGAAGCCAGAAUUUUCAUUCAACCAAUCAACUGUACAGUGAAUAGCUAACUGCAUCGUUACUCAGCGUGGCACCUCAGCAUUAAUGGAGUGGCAUAUAGACAAAAGAAUGCUGCAUAUAGAAAAGGGAAUGCAUUUUGUUAAUGCAGUAUAUAAUUAUGUGUUAUACUACAACAAGGUGCAUGUAGUUUCAAUCAUUUUUAUUUUUUAAAUAGAUUGUUGUUGAAUUGUGUUAUAUACAUGUACAUAUCUGCAUGUAUUCCUAGUCUGUAUUUCGUGAUGUGUUGUUUUGUGGUAUAACUACUGGUAGUUAUAGUGUGUACUAAAACUUGUAUACUGGAACAGUUUCUGUACAGACAUCUUUCUGAUUUAAUAUUCACAUUUCUUUUGUUUCAUUGAUUGGACAGUAUUUAGACAAAAUACUGCCCUCAC